This is a messenger RNA of Paramecium octaurelia, 435 nucleotides long. The record is from the annotation of a GenBank genome assembly. Lineage: Eukaryota; Ciliophora; Oligohymenophorea; Peniculida; Parameciidae.
AUGAUUGAAGAAAGAAUGAUAAAAUGUGAAAAAUAAUUUCCAGCAAUUUUAGAAUCCUCUCAUAACAUUUAAAAAAGCUAUCCUCAACCUAGGUAAACAAAAAGAGGUAGUGGCUACUUAAAAAAAGAAGAAAUAAAAAGUGAAUAAGUUUAAAGUUUAGCUGCUUAAAAAAAAAAAUCCCUCCAAUUAAGAACUUCAAAAUGUUCAUAAUAGGAUCUCAAAAAGGGAGGUUAAUUUGGAAAGAAUUAACCUGAAAAAAUCCUAUCACAUACAGGACACACUCUAAAUGAAGCAAAAUUUUUGAUAUCAUGGAAGCAUUUAGGAAGCACAAAACCAUCAGAUUCAUAUCAUCCUUAUGCUUUGAUAAUACAACACAAUCCAGAAAUAUUAUUAAAUUAUUUUGAAGAAAAUGAUUAAUAUAUAAUUAUUGAAUGA